This is a messenger RNA of Vespula vulgaris, 4307 nucleotides long. RefSeq names its product peroxidasin-like. Lineage: Eukaryota; Metazoa; Arthropoda; Insecta; Hymenoptera; Vespidae. Gene Ontology annotation, molecular function: heme binding; peroxidase activity. The transcript has 8 exons. Gene Ontology annotation, biological process: response to oxidative stress. Bases 1189 to 3198 code for a protein of 669 amino acids. The record is from RefSeq and is a predicted model, not a curated record.
GAUUUAAGAAGGUCGUUGAGAAGCGAAAGUGUUGCUUUUGUGGAAGAAACCGAUCUUCCUACACGCGACAUACAUACGCUGGCUAGAUUUAUCGUAGUGAAGGCAUUUUUCUGGGAAUUUUCAGUAUACGUAGGCGUGCCUCGUGCGGUCGUCCAUCAGCGUCGAUCGUUCGCACGAUGUCAUUCUAAAGAAUUUUAAUCCACGCUUGUCGUUACGGUCAGACCCGCGCACCUCCAUUAACAUAACGCAACGAUACCGUACGGUGCUUAUCUAGCGUUGAAGUAUUAUGCAAAAAAGAACUUGACGCUAACACAUACAUAUACAUAUACAUAUACAUAUACGUACAGAAACAGGUAUACAUAAGUCAUAGCUUUUAUGCUCAGGUACCAACCGUGAUUCUUUGUACGAUCGAUUUAAAGAUGUAGGUGUGAGCGAGCGUGCAUACUUGACACUAAUCACUAACUAAUCGACAGAUAGACGAUUAUCUUUAACGCGGAACCUUUCCUAAUUGUAAGAUAAUACGUAAAGAGAUAAGUGGAGAAAAAAAAACAAGAAAAAGAAGAAGAAGAGAGUGUACAAGUUCGAGAAACAAUACGAGAGAAACAUGGCGAACCUUGGUCCCGUUCGUAAUAACACCGUAGUAUCUUAGCGCAUCGCUUGGCUACUUUUACCGCAGCGUAUAACGCAUUACUAGUCGAAUAAUACACCGUGUACAGAGCCCCCUUCGAUAUACACGUCCGGCAACGUGUCGACACCCUGUAUUACGGCGAGUCACUUCUCUCUUCUAGUCCUCCUAGACUCGAGGGCCCCACUCCGCUAAGGUAGGCGCUAAGACCGGACGGACUCAAGUUUUACUUUCGUUCGCGCAUCGUUCUCAGUUCAGGUUUACCCGUUCCUUGCGUUCUCAGGCAUACAAGCAAGCUGCCGGUGUAUUACUCCGGCCUUUCUUGCGAAAGUGCGAUACGUGCGAGAGCCGCGUGAAUGCCACCGUGCAUUUAGAACUACACAACGGUUCUCGCCUUCCGCGGAUUAACCCUCGCGUACAUUGUCCUCUUCUUAUUGUUCUACGUCAUCUCUGGAACAUCGAAAUCAAUCCGACGGCAUGUUGUUUACCUUUGCUACGCGAUUCCGAUCCGCAGAUUCUUCGCGUUGCUGGCGCUCGCUGAGAGUACGACCUUGCCGCCGAAGAUGCUACAAGAUUUGGGUAGGCGUACGAAUGCCUCGAUGGAGAGGUACGAUCAAGCGGAACGUACGAUUCUGAACUCGAAGACGCAUCUGAGUCGAGGUUCACCCUCAUGGUAUCUUGGUGCUUCUCAUGAGAUGACCAAAGGUGCUCAGAAUCUUUCAAGGAAGGCUUUACGGAUCGAAACGAUGUCUGUGAUGUUGGUAGAAGCUUUGAAUAUGUCCUCGAAGGAGGCCUCAUCUAUUCUACCUUCAGUCGCUGCGUUUGGCUGUUCCGAUCCCCCAAAUCUCUUGAAGAUCAUGUCUGAAUGUAAGAAGAUCGAUCCACGAUAUAGAACACACACUGGAAGAUGUAACAACGUGUUACAUCCGACCUGGGGUGCUGCUUUGGAAGCCUAUAUCAGGCUUCUACCGCCAGAAUAUCAAGACGGAGUGUCUUUGCCACGAACCGAUUUACCUAGUGCCAGGGAAGUCUCUUCCAAUGUUCACUCGGGUGGUCAAGAUUUGAAGCAUCCAUAUCUGAUGGCACUUACAGCGUUAUUCGCCCAAUUUCUUGCUCACGAUCUAGCUCACACACCUAGGAUGGAGCUACCGGAUGGUACCAGAUUGAAAUGUUGCGACGUUGAUUAUGAAAAUUUCCAUCCCGAGUGUUUCCCAAUUCGAGCUGAUAAUGCGAUCGGCUGUAUGGAGUAUUCUAGAUCUGCACCACAUCCUGGUAAUUCCUUACAGGCUUGCAAGUUGGGUCCACGACAGCAGAUUAAUCAAGCCUCCUCUUACUUGGAUUUAUCUCCACUGUACGGUAGCUCGGAAGAAACAUCGAAAGCCUUGCGUUCGGGCAAAGGUGGCUUGUUGAAUACUCAAAGAAGAAACUUACCGAUGCCAUCACCGGAGUCUGAAACUUGUAGAAGCGUGAACAAAGCUUUCCCUUGUUUCCUCAGUGGUGAUUCCAGAGUGAAUGAACACCCUGGCUUAACACUGAUGCACGUAAUCUUUCUACGUGAACACAAUCGAGUAGCCGAGCAAUUGGCCAAAUUGAAUCCUCAAUGGGACGACGAGAAACUCUAUCAGGAAGCUAGAAGGAUCGUCAUCGCUGAAAUGCAACAUAUAACUUACAACGAAUUCCUACCUGUCAUACUUGGAGAAACAACUUUGGACAAAUUCGACUUGCGGCUAUCCCAUGAAGGAUACUUUCGAGGAUACGAUUCACGCACUGAUGCGACUCUUUCGAAUUCGGCAGCCUCAGCAGGUCUCUUUUUCGUUGCUGCACUCACACCAAAAACACUCGAUCUCGUGGAUUCUAGAUCUGCCCUGAAAUCUGGAGAAAGGUCUCUUCUCUCAGCCUUCUACGCACCUCAAGAAUUGUACGAAGCGGGUGCGAUCGAUCGAUUGAUAGCAGGAGCUACAGCGGGACAUUCUAGGAAGCCUCUACCCCCCGGCUUGAACGAAAUCCUUCUGGAGCGAUAUUUCCAUGAUGGGAAAAGCACCGAUGUGGCCGUUGAUUAUGCUGCUCAAAUCAUCCAACAGGGCAGAGAUCAUGGUUUACCAUCUUACGUCAAAUGGCGAACAUUUUGCGGUUUACCAGACGUUACCAGCUUUCAAGAUCUUAAAGGCACGAUAGCCAAGGACAUCAUCGAAAGAUUACGUCUAGUUUACAAAAAAGUUGAAGAUAUAGACUUAGUGACAGGAAUACUCUCGGAAGCACCAGUAACUAAUUCGGUCCUUGGACCAACUUUCCUUUGUUUACUAGGACGUACCUUCCGAAAUGUUCGUUUGGGCGAUAGGUAUUGGUACGAAAAUGCUAAUACACCAGGAUCCUUCAUGAUAAAACAAUUAGAAGAAAUUCGUAAGAGUACGAUGGCACAAGUUCUAUGCAACAACGGAGAUCACUUGAAAUUAAUGCAGCCAAGAGCGUUCAUUUUGAGAGAUCCUUUCUUAAAUCACAUGACGAAUUGUACGGAACACGUAAACAUAGGUCCUAAUCUGAUGUUAUGGAAAGAAAAGGAAGACGCUUUUUAAGUUUUUCCAAUUCGAUCGAACGUAACAACCAUUGAUCGUGAUCACUAAUUCUGUUCCUGACUUUACUAGAGAAUGUAAGAUUACCUAAUGCUCCAGAGAGAAGCGCGUUGUGUUUUAUUAUUAUUAUUAUUAUUAUUAUUAUUAUUAUUAUUAUUAUUAUUAUUAUUAUUAUUAUUAUUAUUAUUAUUAUUAUUAUUAUAAACUCAACGACAAUCUCGUCAAGUCAGGGUAACGUCGUGUUUACUUACGUAUCGUAAAACGAUAUGUUUUGUUGCAUGUAUAAAUAUGAAUACCAGUUUCUCUAUCAAUCAAAGAAAAACACGGUUCGACGAAGGUUUCUUUCGUAUACACCUCGGGCAACCUGCCCUUUUUUCCUUGUUAUAUUAUGAUACUUUACUUCACGUUGUUAUUACGAUUGAAAAUUGCUUGACCGUAAUACCAUUGUGACACCGGAUAACGAUCAAGAGAAAGAAAGAGAGAAAGAGAAAGAGAAAGAGAAGGUCAGUACCAUUCUCCGUGAAGAAGAAUACAUAAAAUUACCUAGCAACGGAGCUACACCAAAUUGCGAAAUAUUCAAGACCUCUAUGGCGUUCACAUCCAUUAUUACUGUUAUUCUCUAUAAAGAACCCAGCCUUCUUUUGUACAACUGGAACGUGAAAUCAUUAAAAAGCAAUGUUAUUAUAGAAUAAAAGGAAAACAUUUUUACGUGCUUUAUGUUUAAUGUUAAGAAUAAGUAUAGCUGAAUUCCUGCAACAAAAUUUUCUAUCUCGAUAUAUUAGUAUUUACUAUUUUAUUUAUUUGAUAAAAUUGCAAUAUAAAUUUUUCAUAUGUUAUUUCUAUUGAUUAGUUACUGCGUAGACACCAUCGAUAGAGUCAAUGAUCUUCGUAGUAUUACGCUAUUCAUUUAAAAAUGUCUGAUUGUACUAUAUAUCACUAACUUAUGAAUAAGAUAUAAGUUGUAUGUUACCAAAUUUGUACAGUUGUACUAUAUAAUUCUAUCGUAACUCCAUCUAGUGAGUGACGUCAGAAAUAUCUUAUGUCAGCGCAGAAGUAUACAAAAACAAAUUGAAUGGAGAAUAUGAUAUUAAAGUGAAACUUGAAUUUUGCAA